Molecule: messenger RNA, 2247 nt
Organism: Columba livia (rock pigeon)
Lineage: Eukaryota; Metazoa; Chordata; Aves; Columbiformes; Columbidae
Gene: CMC1
Product: C-X9-C motif containing 1
Exons: 4
Coding region: 16-552 (178 amino acids)
Cellular component (GO): mitochondrion
Source: RefSeq, a predicted model, not a curated record
CCACCAGCAGCGCGCAUGCGCACACCCCCCCGCCCCUCCCGCGGCGCAGCCGGCGCAUGCGCCAUACUCCCUCUCCGCCGCCGGCGCUCACCGCCCUUCGCCUUACGCGCUCCCGCCCGGUGCGGGCAGGUGGGGCCGGGCUCGGCUGCGCCGCGCAUGCGCGGCACGGGGAGGGGCGGGGACUGGCUGCGCCGAGUGCGCAGUUGCCGCCGUAGCGUGGAGCCGCAGAUGGAGCCUCCCCCUGGCGCCGCAGAAAGUUCUAAGCUGAGACAUGUAGAAAAAGAUGUUUUGAUUCCACAAAUAAUGAGGGAGCGAGCCAAGGAGCUGUGUUCAGAGAAAGUGCAAGCGUUUACUAAAUGCUGUCAAGAAACUGGUCUUCUUAUGGUGGUGAAGUGUCGGCAAGAGAACUCAGCACUGAAAGACUGCCUGGUUGGCUACUAUUCCGAUCCAUUAUUCUACGAAGAAUGCAAAACAGAAUAUUUGAAGCAAAGAGAAGAAUACAGAGCAACUGGAAUUAAGAAAAAAAGACAGAAGCUUACUUCAAAUGUGUAGUUAAAACUUAGAAUUAACUUUUCAGAUUUUAUAUCCAAUUUUGAUUUGACUUGAUUUAAACAGACUUAAAUCAUCUGUACCCCUCUGUGUGGAACUUAACCAAAAUAUGCAAAAUGAGAUGAACAGAGAAUAAAAUAAUCUCUGAAUUUGAAAGUAAUUUUUUUCAUUUUCUGUAAUUAAAGCUAUCACAGUUUGCAAGAGAAGUUGCAAAGGUCCCUUCCUCUGUCUGAACCUGAGAUUUCAUUACCAAUUUACAAAUGACCUUUUGGAAUUUAGAGCUUGUGUCUAGUUAAGUGUGACAGGCUACAUCAAAACUUCAGGGGGUAUAACUUAAGCUGUAUUAAUGGAUCAGAAAUUGAAUAUACUUUAAAGCUGGUCUGUUUGUCACCUGAAGCUGAGGGUGUAUGGAGAUGUUCUUGAUGCUCUUAUUAGAAGAGAAGAGUGGCAAAUGCAGAAGAGCUUCUUGGACCAACUUGAUUUAUCUUUUUCAUGAAAAUGUUGAGUCAUACAAGAGCCUGAUAGUACUUUUGCCUACCCUGUGACUCGUUUUCAGAAUUGUCAGAAGAAAUGGAUGCCCUGUGCCCGUGUGUGGUCCAGACUGACUGUUUUAGAGGAGAAAACUCAUCUGAUCUAGACCUUCCCUGUGGCUGGGGGAAGGCACGUUGAAGGCAAAAUCGUGGAGAGCAGUAUCCUGCCUGGCUUUCCUUUUUCAGAGUGAAGCAUUGUAGAAGCUUCCACACUUCAGGAGUGCACUCGCAAAAUUAGUACAGGUAGUGGUGAAUCAACAACUCCACUAGGUAUGUAAGACGCAGGUCUCUUCUUGCAGAAAUUAAGUGUAAGCAAGUCCCUGUGUAAAAAGGGGCAUACAAAGGAUCUUUUGUAUGCUGAUAUGUGACGCUGCCUAAUUGUCAAACUCUCAAAUGCAUGAAUGACUUCACUAGAGAUAGCCCAAAAUAGUAAUAUAAAGUUUUACUCACUUUUUGAAAUUAAAAAAAUUCUUUACAAGUAAGGAAGGGCUGCACUUAGAACACUUACAUGGUAACUGUAAUGGCCUUAUUUUACGAAGUAAAAAAGGUUUUUUACCUAAGUAGUAGGAUUUCUUACUUUUCCUAUCAGAACAUGCAAAAUUUGGCUUACUUUAGUAGUGUUUUACCACAAAACCAGUCCUGCUCUAAAGCUGUUCAGGUAGGAAAUGCAAGUCAGACUUUCAGACACAUGUAUGUGAAAUGCUGGAGUUCAUGUUGCAGAUUAUUCCUUGCCAUUUAUUCUGUGCCAUUCUGUACACACUGUACGUGAAGGACUGGAACAACCCACUUCUGUGCCGAUAACCAAGCUCUGCUGUCAAGCCUGGAAUUGUACACACCGACUGACGCUGCCAACCGUGCGUUUCUCUGUACCUGCACUGUGGGGUGUGUAAGGAAGAACUGGGUUAUUGGCAGCUCCUCCUUUGUUUAGCAUGGCACGCACUUAGCACUGGGCUUUGCCCUUGGCUCUGGCAUCAACUUCCUCUGUAAUACACCCAUGGCCUUAAUUUGUUGUUUCCUAGUUUUGAUUUGAUUUCACACCUUUCACUUCCUUUACGUCUUCUGCUGUAUCCUGUAUUUAAUUGCAUUUACAUCUUGCAUUUAAAUUGUAAAUGAAACAAUGAGUACUGUGAAGUGACAAACUUGAACUAGUAAAUUGCUUUUGGUUUUC